GGUGGUGACAGCACCAGAACACGUCGCUAACCUCUUUGGACUUAACGCAUUCCAGGAGGCCUGUGUCGUCCCGGCUGUUCCGGAUUCACCGUAAUCUUCUCGUCUACACGUGCAUUACCUUUGCCUGGUGCGUGAAGCCGGUUCCUACAAUCGUUACUGUCGCCUCUGGUUAUCGUCGUGUGCACCGUGCCCACGCGCUGGUUGAAUGUAACCCGGAAUUUACGUCAUCACUUGUCAGCACCGAGACUACAAAAGCGGCUUACUCCCACUGUCCUGGUUUAUUUUGGUGGUGGUGACAGCACCAGAACACGUCGCUAACCUCUUUGGACUUAACGCAUUCCAGGAGGCCUGUGUCGUCCCGGCUGUUCCGGAUUCACCGUAAUCUUCUCGUCUACACGUGCAUUACCUUUGCCUGGUGCGUGAAGCCGGUUCCUACAAUCGUUACUGUCGCCUCUGGUUAUCGUCGUGUGCACCGUGCCCACGCGCUGGUUGAAUGUAACCCGGAAUUUACGUCAUCACUUGUCAGCACCGAGACUACAAAAGCGGCUUACUCCCACUGUCCUGGUUUAUUUUGGUGGUGGUGACAGCACCAGAACACGUCGCUAACCUCUUUGGACUUAACGCAUUCCAGGUCAGUGUUAUUACUAUACUUCUUCUUGCACUGCUUGUAAGACUGUCACUGCCACCACCAAUAUCUGCUGUUGAUUGCUGACACUUGCUUAGUACGCCUGUUGUAACGACUGUUCUGUACGCAACAACACUGUGUUUACUGUGCCGCGUGUACUUGUGCCGCGACCAGUGAAAUAAUGAGCAAAGAGGUAACAAGGAUCUGUGAGGAGUUGAAGCGUGAGAUAAAGCAAGACAUAAAGUUGGCUAGGGAGGGUAUGGAAAGGGAGCUACGCAACGAGUUACGAGAGUUAAAAAAUAGUAUGGACUUCUUCAACAAAAAUUUUGAAGAAUUCAGAAGUAAGAUGGAAGCCUUGUCUGUUGAGAACAGUAACUUACGGUCAGCCAAUGAAGCAUUGCAACGUGAAUGUCAUGGCAUGAAAACGCAACUAAGAGAUCUAAAUCUGAAGAGUAUCCAGCUCGAACAGUACUCCAGAAACAGAAACAUCGAAAUCAAGGGGAUACCUUUCAUACAAGGUGAAUGUAUCCCUGGUAUAUUAAAGAAGCUCGGCGAAGCAGUAGGCGAACCGAUAUGUGAAUCUGACAUUGAUGUCUGUCAUCGAGUCCCUGUAGUGAAAGGGCCUACUCAGAAUAUUGUUGUUCAGUUUUGUCGGAGGGGAAAGCGUGACACUGUCCUCGAAAGAUCAAAGAAAAAGCGUCUAACUUCCUUAGAUCUUGGCUUCGCUGACAGUCAGCCCCUGUACGUCAACGAGCACUUGUGCCCCGAUUUAAAAAAGCUACUGGGGAUGACUGUUGCUGCAAAAAAAGAAAUGAAAUGGAAAUUCGCAUGGGUGAAGCAUGGUAAGAUUUUCGCCCGGCAAGAUGAAUCAUCCCCAAUUGUUAGUAUUCUCAGUCCUGAUGACCUGUCCAAAAUGAAGUAAUUAUAGUUGCUCUCUUUGUAUCUUUUGUGUGUGCAUGGGCUGAUAGUUAUGCCGACUAGGCCAAUUGACUGUCAUUAUUAUUCCGUUGAUGAACUAGAUUGUUUCACUAAAAAUGCAUUUUCUGUUCUUCAUUUAAACGUUCGUAGCCUUCGAAGACAUCAUGAUGAUCUAGGCAAUAUGCUGUUAAGCUCCAAAUUGGCAUUUUCGGUUAUCGGAGUCACUGAGACAUGGCUAAAUGAGGCUGAAACAUCCCUUUAUCAGAUACCCGGUUAUUGCUCUGAGUUUGUUUGUCGCAAAGAAAGCCCACAUGGCGGUGCUGGUGUGUUCAUUUCUAGUGAUUUGUUGUACAUUCCGAGAAGAGAUUUAUAUAUUGCCAAUGAGAAAUGUGAGUCUAUUUGGAUUGAACUAGACAAAUGUUGUUUCUCGGGGCUUCGUCGAAACAUUAUCAUUGGUAUUUUGUAUCGCUCUCCGAGCUCUUGUUACACAGAUUUCUGUCAUUAUUUAGACGUGUUAUUAAGCACCGUUUGUCGGGAAAACAAAUAUGUAUUUUUACUCGGUGAUGUCAAUAUUAACCUUGGUGAUACAUCUG
Molecule: messenger RNA, 2136 nt
Organism: Ornithodoros turicata
Lineage: Eukaryota; Metazoa; Arthropoda; Arachnida; Ixodida; Argasidae
Exons: 1
Coding region: 807-1547 (246 amino acids)
Biological process (GO): retrotransposition
Cellular component (GO): ribonucleoprotein complex
Molecular function (GO): single-stranded RNA binding
Source: RefSeq, a predicted model, not a curated record